GGAGUUAUUAUCGCUGAAGGCGUUCUUAGCGGUCGGAGAAUAUCUUACAAAGGAAUCUCGUGGGGCUUUCUUUUCCUCUUAUAUUUGUAUGUCCAACUUUCCCGCUGUGUUGUGGUUGGAGUUCUGUACCCAUUGCUAUGCCGUUUUGGCUAUGGAUUGGACUGGAAGGAAUCCAUCAUACUCACGUGGUCUGGAUUAAGGGGUGCUGUGUCACUAUCACUCGCUCUAUCUGUAAAACAAUCAAGUGGAAAUUUAUAUCUCAGUUCGGAGACGGGAACAAGGGUGGGAUUGUUUUCCUAACUUUGGUUGUGAAUGGAUCCACUACCCAAUUACUCUUGCACUUUCUUCGCAUGGACACUUUAACGGCCAGUAAGAAACGAAUAUUGGAGUAUACAAAGUGUGAAAUGAUGAACACCGCCUUGAAAGCUUUUGAAAAUCUAGGAGAUGACGAGGAGCUUGGAUCUGCUGACUGGCCUACAGUUACAAGACAUGUUUCAAGCUUGAAAGAUUUGGAAAGGGGACACGUUAAUCCUUACAAUGGGUGUCCAGGCAGCUUACUGGGAGAUGCUUGAUGAUGGGAGAAUAACACGUAGCACUGCCAAU
This is a messenger RNA of Camelina sativa (false flax), 603 nucleotides long. NCBI's taxonomy places the organism in Eukaryota, Viridiplantae, Streptophyta, Magnoliopsida, Brassicales, Brassicaceae. The record is from RefSeq and is a predicted model, not a curated record.